Symbiodinium pilosum is the source of this 1608-nucleotide messenger RNA. Lineage: Eukaryota; Dinophyceae; Suessiales; Symbiodiniaceae. The record is from the annotation of a GenBank genome assembly.
AUGUAUGACAUCGAGCCGGUAAUCCGCCACGCGGGCAAGGAUGUCAUCUGUCCACGCGAUGGGAAGCUUGGUGCAGCCUAUGUGGAUGUGGCAGAGGACCCGCAUGCGGGGAGAGCUACUUGCAUGUUGUCCUACACCUGGGGUUAUGAAGUGCACACGAUUUCGAGCGCUUUGAUGACUCACUGUCGGCGGCUUCGCGAGAAUCCGCAGCAGAUUCGUGUCUGGAUUUGUGCCUUCUGCGUUAACCAGUGGCGGGUACAGGAGGCUGUAGCUCAAGGAGCGAAGGUGCCUUUUGAAUUCUUUCAAGCUGAGUUUGCCGACAAGGUGAAAAGCAUUGGGAAGAUCUUGGCCUUAAUAACGCCAUGGGACAACCCACUCUAUUUGACUAGGGCCUGGACGAUUUUCGAGUGCUACAUGGGAUCCGCGGAUGAGCACAUCGACUUCAAGUUCAUUCUGCCAGAGUCCGACGAGAAGUCCUUUUCUGAAGUCCUGAGGCGGGACUCCGCCAUCUCGACCCUUUCAGCGAUCUUCAAAGCCAUCUCAGAGCUGCGUGUGCAAAAGGCCCAAGCCCAUUAUACGGAUGACAGGAGGAAUGUGAUGAAAGUCUUGACUGGUUCAGCUUUAGACGAGCGGCAGCUCGAUGCGCUGCUGGAAGAUCGUCUCGAAGGUGCUGAUGAGCUUGCAGUUGAGGAAGCUUGCAAAGAGAUCAACUUGCAUGUAGUGCGUAAGCUGCAUGAGCGCUUCAUUGACAGCGGGCUGGGGGUUCUGGAGUUGGAGGUGGAUAGAUGUCUGACUGGCUUUUCUCAGAUUGGUUGGAUGUGCAACCAAAUUGGGAUGUACGAUGAAGGUCUGCAAAGUCUUAACACCGGCAUUGACACGGCCCGAGCCUUCUAUGGUGCUUCCAGCAAGAUGAGUGAGUCCAACGCCCUUGCGCUCAUCGGUCUUCUCCGGGCAAAAGCCAAGCUGUUGACGUACCGAGGGUCCCGCUCCAAGGCCAGCAAUCAACAGGCAUUUGAAGAGGACUUCGACAAUGCCUAUAAGCUUUAUUGGCAGGCCAAGGAGCUGCUGGAAGAGAAUCAUCUCUCCACGAUCUCGACCCAUUAUGCUGAAGUUCUUGGGGACCUCAGCAUUUGGCAUGGAAAGAAGGGGGAUGUUGGAGCCGCCAUUGACAUGGGGCUGCUGGCCAAGAAAGCCUUUGAAGACAGCCACUGGACUGAGACCGCAAUGUAUGGCAACAUUCUCAAGAGCAUAGGUAUCAGCUAUCAUCUCCGUGCACGUGCAUGGUCUUCGAAAGCACAGCUCUCUAUGAGUGAGGGUAGCGAGACCAGUGUGGAGACCUCCGCUUGUGAGGACUAUCGACUGGCAGGAGACAUGUACGCACAAUCAGAGGCCUUGUUCAUCCGAAUCGCUCAGAAUAGGAAUCCUUGGUACCUGGACCUGUUGACUCAGCGAGGAAAGCUGCUCGCAGAGCAAGGCAGGCAGGAGGACGCGCGCAAGAAAUUCUUGUCGGCCAAGAGGCAAUUCGAAGCACUCGGACUCCAGAAAAGUCCCCAGUACGAUGAGGUGCAAGAACUUCUGGCGCAGGACGAUGACUACUUCUCAAUGUGA